AUGGAUAAUCUAAAUCUUCGCCAUAAACAAGUUGUUGUAUCAGAUUCAUCAAUCACAAGGUUUGUACAUUCUAAUGAUGAUGGUGACUCUCCUGCAUACUAUAAAUUUUUAAUAAAUGAUGAUACAUCAAUAAUAAUUGGAGGAAGAAAUGUGAUGUAUAAUCUAUCUAUGCCUGAUAUGAACGUUAAUGAAAAAAUUGAAUGGUCACCACAAAAAGGUAAUAUUGAUGAAUGUAUAAUGAAAGGAAAAAGAAAAUUUGAAUGUGCUAAUUUUGUUAGAGCAGCAAUUCAAGAAUCUAGUGGUAGGAUUAUUCUUUGUGGUACACAUGCCUAUAGUCCAAAAUGUCGCCGUUUUGAUGCUAGAGAAAAAUUUGAAAAAGCCAGAGAAAUUAGGCAAGAUUUUGAUGGACAGGCAAUUGUACCUUUCUCUCCAAUUGAUAAUGCCACUGCAGUAUUUGUUCAAGAGGUCAAUGCUUUAUUUACUGGUACUGUUUCUGACUUUGAUGGAACAGAUCCUUUGAUCUUUAGAAAAAAAUUUGAAACAGAAGGACCAUUAAGAACACCAAAAGAUGACUAUAAAGUAAUUGAUGAUGCACAAUUUGUAAGAUCAUUCUCAUAUGGUGAUUAUAUAUAUUUUUUCUUCCGUGAAUUGGCUGCUGAGGCAAGAGAUAAUAACAAUGAAAAACAGAUAUAUUCUAGAAUUGGAAGAGUCUGCAAAACAGAUAAUGGUGGAAGUGGUCCAUUAAGAGAGAGAUGGACAACAUUUACCAAAGUUCGUUUAAAUUGUUCAUUACCUGGUACUUCACCAUUUUAUUUUAAUGAAAUACAAUCUGUCACUGAACCUUCAUAUAAUAAUGAUCAUAAUAGUGAUAUUAUAUAUGCUACUUUUUCAACACCAUACACAUCAGUUCAUAUGUCUGCAGUUUGUGCCUACAAAAUGAAAGAUAUUGAAGAUAUCUUUGAUAAUAGUUUUUUUAAAUACCAACCAACAUCUGACUCUGCUUGGAGACCAUAUUUUAAAAUUAACAAAAAUAAUAGACCAGGACAAUGUAAUCAAGAUUUAUCAAAAACAAAUGAUAUUUCAUUUGUUGUAAGGAAUCCUCUUCUUUAUGAUACAGUUAAACCAAUUUAUAAUAAACCAAUAUUUGCUCAUGGUCCUGAUAAAUUUACAAUAUCAUCAAUAGCUAUAGCUCCACAAGUAAAAACAGUAAAUAUUGGUAGUAAAGAUGUUAUCUAUCUGGGAACAGAUGAUGGAAAAAUACUGAAAAUUAUUGAUAUUGGUGAUCGAAAACAAAUGACAGUUUUUAUACAAACAAGUAAAGUUUUUUUACCAAAUGAACCAGUAACAUUUUUAAAAGUAAUUAAUAAUGCAUUAUUUGCUUUAAGUAAUGAGAUAGCUGUAUCAUUACCAUUAUAUAAUUGUGAUCAGGCUAAAAGUUGUGCCGAGUGUGUUAGACUUCAAGAUCCUCAUUGUGUAUGGGACACCAAUACUGAUAUGUGUUUAGGAUAUGAUAAAAAAAAUAUCAAAACAGUUGUACAAUCUGUAUCAUCAGGUUUUUCUGAAAUUUGUCCAAAUGGACAUUUAUUACAAGAAGAGUUGUAUGCUAUAUCAGAUAGUGGUGAUAAAACAUUAGAAGAAAUUAUUAUUAAAACUAGUGGUUAUUCAUUUAUUAAUAUUUUUAUUAUUGGUAUAACUACAUUUAUUAUAGCACUUAUUCUUGGUUUUGUUAUUGGUUAUUAUGUCUCUCAGAGGCAUGAAAAAUCAAAUUAUAAUAGUCAACAUAGUUCAGUAUCAUCUUCUGGAGGUUGUUCUUCUGACUAUGACUCAUAUGGAAGAGCAAGAUUAACUAAACAUGAUGGAUUAGCUGGAUCAAAAAUGGAUCAUAUAUAUUCAUCUGGACCGGGAACAAAAAAUAUGGAUGCAGUUUCAUUAAUAUUAAAUAUGAAUCAAAAUGCAGCCGCGAUGCCAAUGCUUGGAACAUAUACACAAGUUCAAAGUGGUGCAACAACACCAAGAAUUGAUAAAAAUGUAAUGAAUUGUACAUUACCAAGAGAUUACAAAGUUAAGAAAGUUUAUUUAUAA
Strongyloides ratti is the source of this 2082-nucleotide messenger RNA. RefSeq names its product Sema domain and Plexin repeat and WD40/YVTN repeat-like-containing domain and Plexin-like fold repeat-containing protein. NCBI's taxonomy places the organism in Eukaryota, Metazoa, Nematoda, Chromadorea, Rhabditida, Strongyloididae. The transcript is spliced from 5 exons. The coding region runs from base 1 to 2082 and encodes 693 amino acids. Gene Ontology annotation, molecular function: chemorepellent activity; semaphorin receptor binding. Gene Ontology annotation, biological process: semaphorin-plexin signaling pathway; negative regulation of axon extension involved in axon guidance; axon guidance. The record is from RefSeq and is a predicted model, not a curated record.